This is a messenger RNA of Aquila chrysaetos chrysaetos, 5695 nucleotides long. It is a transcript of the gene ZMYM3, whose product is annotated as zinc finger MYM-type containing 3. The record is from RefSeq and is a predicted model, not a curated record. Lineage: Eukaryota; Metazoa; Chordata; Aves; Accipitriformes; Accipitridae. The coding region runs from base 218 to 4522 and encodes 1434 amino acids. The transcript is spliced from 25 exons. Gene Ontology annotation, molecular function: zinc ion binding.
GGGGGGCGUCCGGGGGUGCCGGGAGCGGGCGGCGGGCGCCGGCCAGGGUAGCCCCUCCUGGGGGCGGUGCCGUGUCCCGGGCCCCCGCGGAAGCCCCGCCCGGCCGCGCUGUCACUCACCGCCCCGGGGAGACGCUCUAGCUCCAGGGAGGCGGUGGCGGUGGCGGCGUCUGGACCCGGCCGGGCGGCUCCCCCCGCGCGCAGUUGCCAUCUUCUAAAUGGAUUCCAGUGAAUUUUCAGGAUCUUUGGACCCCCUGUCCUUGCCUGACAAACCGCUUAUUGGUGAUCUCCCUGCUGACAUGGAGUUUGGGGAAGAUCUCCUCGGCUCCCAAACAGCUUCUACCCAGGAAGUUUCAGUUCUUCAGCCUCCUGACUGGGAUGAAUCCAAGCAGAUGACUGCAGAUGGGGACUUGGACCUUCUAGUGAAAGCAGACAGCCUGUCUGAACUAAACAAAUCAAAUGACCUUGUUCUAGAUAAACCUAGUGUCUUGGAUAUGCUGGAGAAACCUGAUGUCUUAGAUGACUUGGAUAAAACUGCUGACUUGAUGGAGCUAGAUAAAUCGCAGGGUCUGGAUGGGCUGUAUAAGCCACAUCCUUCCCAGGAUGUGGAGGAUGGACCAGCGGACUCAUCUGCCCUCUCUAGAGAAGCCCUUGUUCCAGAAACAUGGAAAGAAGGGGAAGAUGCACCAAAAAAUGAUUCUGGGGACCUAAAGGAGGAUGGUACUGCUGCUAUUCCUGCACUGUCUGAUGACAAUGCCCCUGAAUCACCCCAACAGCCCACCCCUGACUCUGGGGACCUUAGUGGUGCCCCAGCCACAGAAGAAAUCACAGCACAAUCCUCAAGUCCACCAAUGGCCCCCCAACAACUCAGUCUUAAACAGUCAAAGAAGACAAGGUUGAAGGCACUAAGGAAAAGCUCACCCAUGCAGAGGGAAGGGCUGACAGGGGAAACAGAGGUGGAACUGAGCCUGGACAACAGUACUGCAGCUUUGCCCCCUGAGCCCAUGGAGGACAACCAGGCAGAGGAAGGGGAUGAUAGUGGGAACAACUCACUUAAAGCAAGUAAUGUACUGAAAGCACAGGAAGCCUCACCACCAGCAGGAGAAGGCCUGUCUGGGAAGGGAAGCGAGCUGCCAACUGAGAAGGAGCAGAAAAGAAGUGAACGAGCCAGAAGAUCAGAAACUGCCAGGCCUGAAACUGUGAACUCCUCUGAGAGCAUUCCGGUCUCUGACGAAGACUCUGAUGCAAUGGUGGAUGAUCCCAACGAUGAGGAUUUUGUUCCUUUUCGUACCCGACGCUCCACUCGCAUGUCUUUACGCACUCAGAUGGCUCAGCGAGCUGCCCGCUCUACUGUUACCAAGAUGACUUGUGCCAACUGCCGGACUCCACUGCAGAAGGGCCAAACUGCCUACCAGCGUAAAGGGCUCCCUCAGCUAUUCUGCUCCAGCUCCUGUCUCACCACCUUCUCAAAAAAACCACCUGGCAAGAAGAUAUGCACCUUCUGUAAAAAGGAGAUCUGGAACACCAAGGACUCUGUGGUUGCCCAGAUUGGUUCUGGUGGCUCUUUCCAUGAGUUCUGCACCUCUGUCUGCCUCUCCCUCUACGAGGCCCAGCAGCACAGACCAGCACCUCAGUCUGCAGAUGCCUCAGACACCAGCCGCUGCAGUGUCUGCCACAAACCUGGCGAGAUCCAGCAUGAGGUCAGCAAUGGGAAUGUGGUUCACCGCAUCUGCAGCGACGCCUGCUUCACCAAGUUCCGGGCCACCAAGGGGCUGAAAACCAACUGCUGUGACAACUGUGGACUUUACAUCUACAACAAGGGCCUGCCCCUGGAGUACCUCUUCCAUGAAGGCCAGCAAAAACGCUUCUGCAACUCUGCCUGUCUCAACAGUUACAAGAAGAAGAACACUCGGGUCUACCCGUGCAUGUGGUGCAAGACGCUGUGCAAGAACUUUGACAUGCUGCCCAACGUGGAUCGCAGUGGCAAGAUGGGCCUGUUCUGCUCCAUUUGCUGCACUACCUCCCACAAAGUGAAGCAGUCAGGCUUGGUUGGUCCCCCUAGACCCUGCAGCUUCUGCAGAAAGAGUUUGUCUGAACCCUGCUAUUACAACAAGACAGACCGGGUUGUCUACCAGUUCUGCAGCCCCAGCUGCUGGACCAAAUUCCAGCGCACCAGCCCAGAAGGUGGGAUCCACCUCAACUGCCAUUACUGCCACAAUCUUUUCAGCGGGAAGCCGGAGAUCCUAGACUGGCAGGACAAGGUGUAUCAGUUCUGCUGCAAGGACUGCUGCGAGGACUUCAAGCGACUGCGCGGGGUGGUGUCUCAGUGUGAGCACUGCAAACAGGAGAAGCUGCUGCAUGAGAAGAUCCGCUUCUCUGGAGUGGAGAAGAACUUCUGCAGCGAAGGGUGUGUGCUUCUUUACAAACAGGAUUUCACCAAGAACCUGGGCCUGUGCUGCAUCACCUGCACCUACUGUUCUCAGACCUGCCAGCGGGCGGUCACCGAGCAGCUGGAGGGCAGCACCUGGGACUUCUGUAGUGAAGACUGCAAAAGCAAAUACUUGCUCUGGUACUUCAAGGCAGCUCGGUGCCAUGCCUGCAAGCGUCAGGGGAAGCUGCUGGAAACCAUCCACUGGCGGGGGCAAAUCAAACACUUCUGCAACCAGCAGUGUCUGCUGCGAUUUUACAAUCAACAGAACCAGCCCAACCUGGACACGCAGAAGGGGCCCGAGAGCCUGCUGAACAGUCAGACUUCAGAACCAAAACCACCUGCCCCUUCCCCACAGAAGGCAGAGACUAACAUGCUGUCGGCAAAGGCAUCCUCAGCACAGAUGUCUCCAGCCGCACCUCCUCUCCCACCCCCUCCAGUUCCAGCCACCCCUCGGAAAAACAAAGCUGCCAUGUGUAAACCACUGAUGCAGAACCGGGGUGUUUCCUGCAAGAUAGAAAUGAAGUCCAAAGGCUGUCAGACAGAGGCUGACUGGAAGCCCCAGGUGAUUGUGUUGCCAAUCCCCGUCCCGAUCUUCGUGCCUGUGCCUAUGCAUAUGUACUGCCAGAAAGUACCUGUGCCUUUCUCCAUGCCUGUCCCGGUGCCUGUGCCAAUGUUCCUGCCCACCACGCUGGAGAGCACAGAUAAGAUUGUGGAGACCAUUGAGGAGCUGAAGGUGAAGAUCCCCUCCAAUCCCCUGGAGGCUGACAUCCUGGCCAUGGCCGAGAUGAUUGCAGAGGCUGAGGAACUGGACAAGGCCUCCUCGGACCUGUGUGACCUGGUGAGUAACCAGAGUGCAGAGGGUCUCCUGGAGGACUGUGAUCUGUUUGGACCAGCACGGGAUGAUGUGUUGGCUAUGGCUGUCAAGAUGGCAAAUGUCCUCGAUGAGCCGGGCCAGGAUCUGGAGGCUGACUUCCCUAAGAACCCUCUAGACAUCAACCCCAGUGUGGACUUCCUCUUUGACUGUGGGCUAGUGGGACCAGAUGAUGUGUCCACAGAACAAGAUCUGCCUCGUGCUGUCCGAAAGGGGCAGAAGCGUCUGGUGCUCUCUGAAAGCUGUUCCCGGGACUCAAUGAGCAGCCAGCCCAGCUGCACAGUGCUGAACUACUCAUACGGUGUGAAUGCCUGGAAGUCCUGGGUGCAAGCCAAGUAUGCAGGGGGAGAGACCAGCAAGGGAGAGGAGCUACGCUUUGGCCCCAAGCCCAUGAGGAUCAAGGAAGACAUCUUGGCCUGCACAGCAGCUGAGCUCAACUACGGCCUGGCCCAGUUUGUCAAGGAGAUAACACGGCCCAAUGGGGAGCGCUACGAACCAGACAGCAUCUAUUACCUCUGCCUUGGCAUCCAGCAGUACCUGCUCGAGAACAAUCGUAUGGUGAAUAUAUUUACAGACCUUUACUACCUGACCUUCGUGCAGGAGCUGAACAAGUCCCUGAGCGGCUGGCAACCCACAAUCUUACCAAAUAACACAGUUUUCUCACGUGUCGAGGAGGAGCACCUCUGGGAGUGCAAGCAGCUGGGCGUUUACUCACCCUUCGUGCUCCUCAACACCCUCAUGUUCUUCAACACCAAGUUCUUCGGGCUGCAGACAGCGGAUGAGCACAUGCAGCUCUCCUUCACCAACGUGGUGCGCCAGUCCCGCAAGUGCACCACGGCCCGUGGCAUGACAAAGGUGGUGAGCAUCCGCUACUAUGCUCCUGCCAAGCAGAAGAAAAGCCGAGAUGGUGGCUCUGGAAAGCGGAAGCGUGAGGAGGAGGUACCGAUGCUGGAGCAGCGGGAGAACAGGAUGAACCCACUCCGAUGCCCAGUCAAGUUCUAUGAGUUUUAUCUCUCCAAAUGUCCCGAGAGUCUGCGGAACCGCAACGAUGUAUUCUACCUGCAGCCUGAACGGUCGUGCAUUGCCGAGUCCCCACUCUGGUACUCAGUCAUCCCCAUGGACCGGAGCAUGUUGGAGAGCAUGCUGAACCGCAUCCUGGCCGUGAGGGAGAUCUACGAAGAGCACAGUCGGCUUAGCAGCCUGGAGGAUGACAUGGACUAAGAGUGAGGUGCUGCCAGGCUGGCUGUGCUCCAGCCCAGGACACCUCGUCUCCCUGCCUCCUGCUGCAGGGCUGGGGCCAUGCAGCAUGGGAGGGGAUAGUGCUGUGGCAGCACUGUCUAUCGUUACUGGACUUGGACAUCGCAUCCUGCUCAUUAUGGGCCUCUCCUACGUAAGUGGCCCCUGCGCUCAGCCCUGCCUCCUGUCCUGGCUGCUGGGUGAGCCGUCUUCCCUGGGGCCAGUCCCCACAGCACAGGGGUGGCAGAGCCCCCAAGGCAGCUCCCCUUGCCCAGCCCUGUCCCCUGCUAUUCCCAGCCCUGACACUACCCCCCCUCUCCCCCUACCCCAGUGCAGGAACCACACCAUUCGGCAGAGUGCUGUCUGGGACCAGCAGCCCCGAGGCUUUUAAUUCCCCCUUCCUUUAGCAUCCCCUCACAAGGCUGUGGGUGGCACGGCAGGAACGGUAGCUCUGCUGCUGCAGCAGCAUGGUGUUUUCAAGCCAGUGGGGAAGGACCAUCAGCAGCCUGAGAGCUGUUGGGUCAGGAGGAGGGCUUGUUCGCAGGGGUGGGAGAGGUUUGGGCUGGCUUUGGGGAGCAGAGGAAGCUGGUGCUGGAAUAUGAGGGCAGAGACCCAGCCUUGCCACGGGGAUGCCUCCCUUGAACGCAGCCAGGCCGCCUCCCUCAAUUUUGUCAGUGUUUUCUGAGUCUGUGGAAAACUGAUGGAGACAGGUCUGUGCCAGUGCUGCCCCUCUGUCCCCACUGUCCUGCAUCCUAGCGUAAUACCCCUCCUCAGUGCAAGGUGCCAUCAGUGGGUCCCUCCGCUCUGGCUGGGGGCUUGGGCAGCUGCUGGCAGAAGUGAGGACCUCUGCCUGGCCUCCCCCUCCCUCCCAAAGCAGUGGGGUGCUGGCGCCCUGCCCAGGGCGAGCCUGGCUCUGGCUGCGCCGCUCCCUGCUGCCUCUUGCCCCUCCUUGUGUUCUGGUCAGUUUUCUUGAGCUGUACAUGGGUCUCCUGUUGAGCCUGUAUAUAUUGUUCUGGGCCCUGGCCCGGGGCCAUCUGUUCUCUGUGUCCAUGUGGAGAGUGAGCCACUCACCAGUCUUGUUGUAGUGAUGCCAGGGCGGUAGGACUAACCCUGUGUCUCUGGAAACCAUUCAUUUCAAAUAAAGAUGCAGAAGACUUC